Pterocles gutturalis (yellow-throated sandgrouse) is the source of this 1791-nucleotide messenger RNA. It is a transcript of the gene LRRFIP1, whose product is annotated as leucine rich repeat (in FLII) interacting protein 1. The annotation marks the transcript as partial. Gene Ontology annotation, molecular function: DNA-binding transcription factor activity, RNA polymerase II-specific; RNA polymerase II cis-regulatory region sequence-specific DNA binding. Lineage: Eukaryota; Metazoa; Chordata; Aves; Pterocliformes; Pteroclidae. Gene Ontology annotation, biological process: regulation of transcription by RNA polymerase II. The transcript is spliced from 22 exons. The record is from RefSeq and is a predicted model, not a curated record.
AAAUAUUAUGGUCUGGAUACUAAAUGGGGAGACAUCGAGCAAUGGAUGGAAGACAGUGAGCGUUAUUCUCAUAGAGCCCGAAGAAACGCCUCGGCUUCGGAUGAAGAUGAGCGCAUGUCAGUGGGUAGCCGUGGAAGCCUGAGGUCUCAUCUGGAAUAUGCCAGCGCCUACCCUGUGGCUGGAUUAGAGAAUGAGAGGACCAAAAAGAAGAACUACUCCAAAGCAACCAAUGGUUAUGAGGAAGACGUGUAUGGAUCAUCCCAGAGCAGAAAAUCUAGCAGGGCUUCGUACUACUCUGAUCUGGGUCUUCACAACAGCGGCUGUGCUUCCACAUCUCAACCUUCUUCCCAAAAUGGAAACUGGGCGUCUGUGUAUGACGAGAGUGUUUACAGCGGGAGUCGUCGCUAUAGUGCCUGUAGUUCUCGUGCUCCUUCCGAAUACAGCUGCUACCUUGGUUCAGGAUCUCGGGCAUCCUCAAGAGCCAGCUCUGCUCGGGCCAGUCCAGUGAUUGAGGAAAGGCCAGAAAAAGACUUUGAGAAGGGGGCUCGUACUGUUUCAAGUUUAUCAGCAGCUACCUUAGCGUCUCUGGGUGGGACUUCUUCACGAAGAGGCAGUGGGGAUACAUCCAUCUCAGCUGAUACAGAAGCUUCUAUUAGAGAAAUUAAGGAUAUCUAUGAGCUAAAGGACCAGAUUAAGGAUGUAGAAGGCAAAUACAUGCAGGGACUAAAAGAAAUGAAGGACUCUCUAGCUGAAGUUGAAGAGAAAUAUAAAAAGGCUAUGGUGUCAAAUGCUCAACUAGACAAUGAAAAAACAAAUUUCAUGUACCAAGUAGAUACCCUGAAGGAUGCGCUCUUAGAGUUAGAAGAACAGCUGGCAGAAUCCAGGCGGCAAUAUGAAGAAAAAAGUAAAGAAUUUGAGAGGGAGAAGCAUGCUCAUAGCAUAUUGCAGUUUCAGUUCAUGGAAAUCAAAGAGGCUUUGAAGCAAAGAGAAGAAAUGCUUGCAGAAAUCCAACAGCUGCAACAGAAACAGCAGAGCUAUGUCAGGGAAAUAUCUGAUCUUCAGGAGACAAUAGAGUGGAAAGACAAAAAAAUAGGGGUGUUAGAGAGGCAGAAAGAUUUCUUUGAUUCCAUAAGGAGUGAGCGGGAUCACCUUAGAGAUGAAGUGGUUGUGCUGAAGGAGCAACUGAAGAAACACGGAAUAAUCCCAGACUCUGAUGUAGCCACCAACGGGGAGACAUCAGACAUUGUUGAUAAUGAAGGACACUUGGAUUCUUCCCGAAAUAUUCCAGGCACAACUCAGGCAUUAAAGACCGGGGGGGAUGGGACACUAGACAGGCUGAAAAAACUCAUUGAUGAACGAGAAUCCUUGCUAGACCAGGUUAAAAAAUUAAAGGGGCAACUGGAAGAAAAGCAAAAGAAUGGCAAGAUGGAAUAUACACAAUCAGAAGAUGAAGUUCUAGAAAAUGGGACAGAUAUGCACAUGAUUGAUCUCCAAAGAGAUGCCAACAGACAGAUCAGUGAUCUCAAAUUUAAACUAGCAAAGUCUGAGCAAGAGAUAACAGCAUUGGAGCAGAAUGUAAUACGAUUGGAAGGUCAGGUAGCCCGAUACAAAACUGCUGCUGAAAAUGCUGAAAGAGUAGAAGAUGAACUGAAAGCAGAGAAACGCAAACUACAGAGAGAGCUUCGUUCAGCAUUGGAUAAAACUGAAGAGCUUGAAGUUAGCAACGGCCAUCUAGUAAAACGCUUGGAGAAGAUGAAAGCCAACCGGAGUGCUUUACUGUCUCAGCAAUAA